Molecule: messenger RNA, 2296 nt
Organism: Periconia digitata
Lineage: Eukaryota; Fungi; Ascomycota; Dothideomycetes; Pleosporales; Periconiaceae
Source: the annotation of a GenBank genome assembly
CUAUCUCGAGAUGUUGUCGACCACUAGCCCACUGCCACGGGAUUCGUUAAUCCUCGACAGACCACCAUUCUCGCGACCCUCAAUCACCUCGCUCACAAAUUACGUAUCUUACCUAGACGUUCAAACGCAACUGCCUCGUGUCGGUCAUUAUAACCUUGAGGAUCAAACCAUCCAACCGCUUUCGUUCAUCUCGGGAACACCCAUCUCGGAUUUGUACCAGGUGAUUGAAGCGGGCGCCUCAAACAUCGCUUCUUCUUCUAGCAGUUCGUUACUAGCCAAAAACGUUCGCAUUCUGCCACCUUUUCCAAAGAGAGAUGUUUUGUGCGUUGGCAAAAACUAUGCAGAACACGCAAAGGAGUUCAAUCGUUCCGGAUUCGAUAAGAGUGAUAAUAUGGAUCAACCUUCGCACCCCGUCAUCUUUACUAAACGUCUCACAUCCAUUAUUGCUGAUGGAGAGGAAAUUUCACCGCAACCAGAGUUCACGAGUACACUGGAUUAUGAAGGGGAACUCGGAGUCAUCAUUGGCAAAGCCGGGUUUCGAAUCGAGGAGAGGGAUGCGAUGGAACAUGUCUGGGGCUAUACGAUUAUCAAUGAUGUGACAGCGCGAGAGAGGCAGAGAGAUCAUAAGCAAUUCUAUAUCGGUAAGAGUGCGGAUACGUUCUGUCCCAUGGGCCCUAUAGCUGUCCCAGCCAGUAAACUGGAAAAGGUUUUGCGAGUCCAGACCCACGUCAACGGCGAAAUUCGACAGGAUGCCACGACGAAUGACCUAAUUUUCUCAAUACCAUAUCUCAUCAAAGUCAUGUCUGAAGGGCAGACAUUGGCGCCAGGCGAUGUUCUUGCUACAGGAACUCCUGCAGGUGUGGGUAUUGGUCGCAGUCCCCCCGUCUAUCUGAAACCGGGCGACACUGUUUCUAUAUCCAUCUCAGGGCUUGGAACACUCACGAACCGUGUUGCUGGUCACGAUGCCCCUAAUCCCACACCUCAAAAAGUGAAGGAGACUUCAAGCAUACAGCUGACCAAUAACGAAAGACUUCCUGGAUUGUCUCUCUUGCCAAUCAUUAACAAAAAACCGCUCUACUGCAAAUGCCUCCCGAAACAAGACGAGACAGCGGCAUCUUCCCAUAUUGUUUUCAUACACGGACUAGGCGCAACCAAUGAGUAUUAUGCGCCUCUGAUUCAUGCCAUGAGGCUAGAUUCCUCACACACAUGCCAUCUCUGGGAUCUCGAAGGACAAGGGCUCUCGCCUACCCACCCACUGAGUAGAAUCAAUAUUGCUACUUGUACAGAUGAUCUGUUUGGUAUAUUCCAGCUUGGAAAUAUCGACAAUAGCGCUACCAUUGUAGCGCACUCAAUUGGAUGUGUGAUAGCACUGUUCUUUGCUCUCCGCUAUCCAGAACGAGUCUCGAAACUGAUCCUCCUCAGUCCGCCAUCCUCUCCGCUCCCGAUGCAAGUAGGUCAGGAUUGGCACAUUCAGGCUACCACGGCCCGUACUCGGGGUAUGCCUGCUGUGGCUGACGGGAUUGUGUCCUCUGCUUCUCCGGGAUCGGAAGGUCAUACAAUGGCUCCACUCGCCGCCGCUGCGCUGCGCAUGAUGUUAUGUAGCUUACAUCCCGAGGGCUUUGCUAAAGCCUGCGGUGCACUCGUUGAAACAAUGUACGAAGGCCUUGAAAUUGCGGACAUCAGAGCCAAAACAUUGAUUAUUGUGGGGGACAAGGAUCAGGUGUUUUCCCCACAGAUGGCUGACCAACACGUUCGGGCAUUGGGAAGAGUGAAUGAAGUGCGUUUGGUAACAUUGGAAGGUGUUGGUCACUGGCAUGUCUUUGAAGAUACAGAUGGAGUGGCCCGGGCCAUUGAGGAAUUCUUGGGGUAGCGUACAACGGAGUUUGUUGCACAAGUUGUCGCUGCCCAGGUCAAGUUUUUGCUGGCCCGUCCGCAAGUGUACAUGUGGACCAAGCUGCAAUAUUGUGAAGGUGCAAUGUAUGUAUCCACAACGCUAGUUCAAAAUAUGUACCGACCAUGCGACCCGUAGGCCCCCACAAGACUCACUCAGAUGGGGUUUUGCGGGCUGAGUCUCAUCGAAUGCUACAACGAUGACUGGCAUUCUGCAUCUACAAGUGGCUUGACAGUUGCGACUAUCGAUCUCUGCACCGAUCUUUCAGCCCGGGGCGUCAAGAACCCUCAUCUUGGAUUGCAGGUUCAGCUUCUUUCUUCCAUUGCACCUCAGCUUCUUCACCGCUACCCUAGCGUUUCAUCUUCACCUUUUCACCACCCAUUCGUGUUGAAGUUUGAGCUGUGC